Molecule: messenger RNA, 2134 nt
Organism: Papaver somniferum (opium poppy)
Lineage: Eukaryota; Viridiplantae; Streptophyta; Magnoliopsida; Ranunculales; Papaveraceae
Product: cyclin-dependent kinase C-2-like
Exons: 12
Coding region: 156-1697 (513 amino acids)
Biological process (GO): positive regulation of transcription elongation by RNA polymerase II; protein phosphorylation
Cellular component (GO): nucleus; cyclin-dependent protein kinase holoenzyme complex
Molecular function (GO): ATP binding; cyclin-dependent protein serine/threonine kinase activity; RNA polymerase II CTD heptapeptide repeat kinase activity
Source: RefSeq, a predicted model, not a curated record
UAAAAUUUGGUGAAAAGUAGAAAAGACGUCUCCAUUCAGUUCCAGCGUGCUAGUCUUCGUACACUUUCAAGAAGGAGAUUCAGUUGAUUUAGAAACCCUGAUUUUCAUAUAUACUCCCCUAGUUUGCUUCGCAAUCGACUUAAUUUUAAAAAGUGAUGGCGGUAGCUGUCCCUGGACAGCUCAAUCUCUAUGAGUGCCCUGCUUGGGGAUCUCGCAGCGUUGAUUGUUUCGAGAAAUUGGAGCAGAUUGGUGAAGGAACAUAUGGCCAAGUUUACAUGGCUAGAGAGAUCUUAACGGGGGAAAUUGUUGCUCUUAAGAAGAUUCGAAUGGACAAUGAGAGAGAAGGGUUCCCUAUAACUGCAAUACGAGAAAUUAAAAUUUUAAAGAAAUUGCAUCAUGAAAAUGUGAUUAAGCUUAAAGAGAUCGUAACCUCCACAGGACCUGAGAAGGAUGAGCAAGGGAAGCCAGGGCCGACAGAUGGUAAUAAGUACAAGGGUGGUAUCUAUAUGGUAUUUGAAUACAUGGACCAUGACUUAACUGGUCUUUCUGACCGUCCUGGGAUGCGAUUUUCAGUUCCUCAAAUCAAGUGCUAUAUGAAGCAGCUAUUGACAGGACUUUAUUACUGUCACGUUAAUCAAGUACUUCACCGCGACAUUAAAGGAUCUAAUCUCCUAAUAGAUAAUGAGGGGAACCUUAAGCUAGCAGAUUUUGGCCUUGCAAGAUCAUUCUCCAAUGACCAUAAUGGGAACCUGACAAACCGAGUGAUUACACUGUGGUAUAGACCCCCAGAACUGUUGCUCGGAACUACUAAAUAUGGCCCGGCUGUUGACAUGUGGUCCGUAGGUUGUAUCUUCGCGGAGCUUCUGCAAGGAAAACCAAUCUUACCUGGGAAAGACGAGCCAGAGCAAUUGAACAAGAUUUUUGAACUUUGCGGACCUCCCGACGAGGUCAACUGGCCCGGUGUCUCCAAGUUUCCUUGGUAUAACAAUUUGAAGCCAACGAGGCCAAUGAAGAGACGUCUUAGGGAAGCUUUCAGGCAGUAUGAUCGCCAUGCCGUGGAGUUAUUGGACAAAAUGAUGACUCUUGACCCAUCUCAGAGAAUAUCUGCCAAAGAUGCGCUUGAUGCCGAGUAUUUCUGGACUGAUCCCUUGCCUUGUGAUCCCAAGAGUUUGCCUAAAUAUGAAUCGUCACACGAGUUCCAAACGAAGAAGAAACGCCAGCAGCAGAGGCAACUAGAGGAGACAGCGAAACGCCAAAAACUACAGCACUCACGUGUGCCUCCGAAUCAACAGUCUGGGCACCCUCAACUCUGUCCAGGAGCUAACCAGCCCUUACAUAAUUCUCAGGCUCCAGUGGCUUCAGGAGCUAGCCAUCAUUAUGGAAAACCACGAGGGCCUUCUGGUGGGCCCUCCAGAUACUCGCAGGGUGGAAAUCCUAGUAAUGGAUUCAACCCAAAUCGAGCAAGUCAAGGUGGUGGAGGUUAUAACGCUGGCCCAUAUCCACCACCUCCACAAGGACGUGGACCUCCUUAUGCUGCCAACGGGAUGCCUGGGCCUCGAGGAGGUGGUAGUAAUUACGGUUUUAACGGUUCGACGUACCCUCCACAGAAUGGUCCAUAUCCGGGAGGUUCAGGUUCAGGUAUGGGUCGAGGUAAUAAUAGUAAAUCACAUCAGCAACAUUAUGGUUGGGCGCAGUAAAAUAUAACGGCAACAUGGUUUAAUGUUGAGGGAACCCCCAAAUGAAUGAGCCGCUGAGGGGUGUGAGAAAAGAAAAAUCAGCAAAAUGAAGAAUACAUGGUCAAAGAACACAUCGGUGCGGGCCAGAACAUGGAUUUGAUAACUCAAAAGUUAUGUAAAACUACCCCCUUCAUAGAACUCGGGAUAAUCUGAAUAGAUAUACUCUGAUACUUGUGUUGGCUUUUAUUUCCUCGGUUCAGCAAUCAGCCAAUUGCCAUUGCAUGAAUGUAUGUAACAUGUGUAUCAAAACUUUUACUUAUGAAUUGUAAAAAAGGAGCAAAACGUGAGGAACUUUUGGUGGUAGGUAUUUUAGUUCAUCAAAAAUUAUGCCGAGACUGUAAACUUUUUACCUGAAGGGAUUUUAAAUACUAUGAACUCUGUUUUCAGUUUGUUUAUUG